AUACCUAACUAGGAAGUCCUUGGCAUAGAUUUUUCUUUAUUUUUUUCUAUUUGCCGUAUUUUCUCUAUUUUAUUUUAGCUGUCGAGGCUCGUGGUCUUGGUUGUUCUUGGUACGUACAUGGGGCUGCGCUUACCUUUGACACUAGCCGACUCGAGUUUGAUACCUCCACCAGGAGCGACAGGGCUAUCUACCUUGCCUACCUUACCUACCUUACCUACCUACCUUACAUACUUAAACAUCCAUAUUUACAUAUACUUAACUUACAUCAUACCUCAAGACAGAUACAUAUACACAUAUACAUAUACCUACUAUACAGACGUUGUCGAAAUCAUAUUUGCUCCCUCCGCGCAUCUACGCAGGUCGAGCCUUGUCUAUAAGAACCUACUACCUGAUCCCCCCCAUUCCGACGGCAAAAUAUCCCCCGCCUUGUCUAACCCCCACGAGUUCAUAUCACGAACCUAACCCGAACCGGUUUUCGUCCUCUUCUCUUGUCGACCACCACCACCACCACCACCAUUACCUCCACCUACGAACGACGAACAUAAUUUCAACUAUAGUUGAAAGCAUAGUAUAAGGAAUCAAUCAUUGAUAUGUCAGGUUACGGUUAUCCUGGAGGAUACGGUCCGCCGCAACAGCAAUACCACGGCAAUUACUACCAACCUCCGCCUCAACAAUACAACGGAUAUCCUCCUCCCCAGGGAGCGCCGCAGCCCCCGUACGGAUUUAAUCAACCACCGCCGCCUCAACCCUACGGAUACAAUCAGGGGCCGUCCCCGCAACACGCUGGUUAUCAACAACCUCCGAAUCAAUAUGGAAGACCUGGGCUACCUACGGCGAACUCGAACUCGUACAACCACGGCAACUUUGGUGCCCCUCCGCCGCCGCCCUCUGGCCCCCAACAUUUCGGCCAUGGUGCUCCCCAAGGAUACGCCUUCCAGUAUAGUAACUGCACGGGUCGGAGAAAGGCUCUUCUUGUCGGCAUAAACUACUUCGGCCAGCGAGGCCAGCUCCGAGGGUGUAUCAACGAUGUUAGGAACAUGUCUUCGUAUCUCGUCGAACAUUUUGGCUAUAAGCGAGAAGAUAUGGUCAUCCUCACCGAUGACCAGCAAAACCCUAUGAGUCAGCCGACUAAACAGAACAUAUUGAGAGCAAUGCAUUGGCUCGUAAAAGACGCAAGGCCCAAUGAUUCCCUAUUCUUUCACUAUUCGGGACAUGGCGGUCAAACCAAGGAUCUAGAUGGCGACGAGCCUGACGGCUACGACGAAGUGAUAUAUCCUGUCGAUUUCCGCCACACCGGUCAUAUUACCGACGACGAGAUGCACCGUAUCAUGGUUCGGCCCCUGACAUCUGGAGUCCGGUUGACGGCCAUCUUCGACUCGUGCCAUUCGGGCACUGCGUUGGACCUUCCAUACAUUUACUCCACCCAAGGUAUUCUCAAGGAACCCAAUCUGGCCAAGGAAGCUGGCCAGGGUCUUCUGGGUGUCAUUUCCUCUUACAGCCAAGGCGAUCUCGGCGGUGUUGCCAACAAUAUCAUGGGCUUCUUCAAGAAGGCUACCAUCGGCGAGGAUGCACACCAUAGGGCUAUGGCUACAAAGACCUCGGCCGCGGAUGUUAUCAUGCUUUCCGGAAGCAAAGAUGACCAGACUUCGGCCGACGCAACUAUUGCCUCGCAAGCUACCGGAGCUAUGUCGUGGGCUUUCAUCACUGCUCUCAAGAAGAAUCCUCAGCAAAGCUACGUGCAGCUACUCAACAGUAUUCGGGAUGAAUUGGCUACGCGUUACUCCCAGAAACCUCAACUCUCGUGCAGUCACCCUCUCAACACAAACCUACUAUUUGUCAUGUGAGACGAUGUAGACUAACGUUGUCAGGUCAUCAUCUUGGCGGAUACCGCAAUGAAUUAUGUAUGGCAUUUCGACACAUUACGACUGCGUUUGCGUUUGCGUUUGCGUUUUUUUGUUACGGUUCUGGUACAGCAUUCGGGGGCUCUCGGGGGAUAGGGUUGUUCGUUCGCCUUUUUUUUGUGUUGUUUAUCUGAUGAGGUUACAAAAAGAGGGAGGCCUAAGUAGGAUCGCUCGGGUGUUCUUGGGUAUCGUUUUUAAUGAACGCUAUUAUUGAUCCAUUCGCUAUCAGAGGUGUAUUUCGUGAUCGUGAGUGUUUGGUCCAACGUGAAAUAUGUCGCUUGAUGGAUAUUCUCCUGUUUCAAUAUGUGCCUACCUAAU
Messenger RNA from Annulohypoxylon maeteangense, 2219 nucleotides. RefSeq names its product caspase domain-containing protein. NCBI's taxonomy places the organism in Eukaryota, Fungi, Ascomycota, Sordariomycetes, Xylariales, Hypoxylaceae. The record is from RefSeq and is a predicted model, not a curated record. Gene Ontology annotation, biological process: proteolysis. The coding region runs from base 591 to 1844 and encodes 417 amino acids. Gene Ontology annotation, molecular function: cysteine-type endopeptidase activity. The transcript has 7 exons.